UGCCUGAAAGCCACCACGCCUUCCAUCAUAACUGCAGUCCAUCUGCCUCUCUCUCCGCAAGCGAUCAGCAAACCCUAUCUCUCGCUUCCCCAACAAUGGCAAACAACUUUUACAUCCAGCUGCCCGCCAACCAAACGCCGCCCACCGCCAAGCCCGUCGGCCGCCGUCCUCCGCUCACGCCCUCGAGCGUCUCGCCACCUUCAUUGACCACGCACAACUCGUGCGCCUCCCGCCAUGACGCCGGCACUCCGCCCGUCAAGGCCACGACCAUCCUCACGCGAAUGGCUUCGCACUCUUCCACGCGCGCCAGGAACUCCCAAUCGAGCCCGCCACAGUCUCCUGAGGACAGGCAAAGCAUGCACGCCGACUCAUCCGACUACUGGUUCUCCGAGCGCAAAGAGGGCGGUUACAUCAGCUUCCCCGACUUUGAAAAGUACUGCCAGUCCACCGCCAGCAGCGAGCGCAGCGACAGCCACUCCGAGUACCAAGAGGACCGGACUUGAAGAGGCGCAGAGCAAGGAUUGAUUUUCGACCAUCGACCAGCGACAGCGCUUUGUCGUCCAUCGUUUUCAUCGUCAUCAGCACCAUCAGCACCCCCCAUCACCCAGACCCACGAACCCUGGAAAGGGUAGUCCCCAGAUCCACUCCCCGGCUCCAGAAGCAACGUCCGCGCCUUGUGCCUUUGUUCGCACCUGCGCGGACAGCGAGUGGAUAAGACUACGUGGAAGUCGUAGCGGUAACCCCCCAAGGGCAUUGAUCAUUUCCCGUCAU
Aplosporella prunicola CBS 121167 is the source of this 771-nucleotide messenger RNA. RefSeq lists its product as uncharacterized. The transcript has 3 exons. The record is from RefSeq and is a predicted model, not a curated record. NCBI's taxonomy places the organism in Eukaryota, Fungi, Ascomycota, Dothideomycetes, Botryosphaeriales, Aplosporellaceae. Bases 96 to 503 code for a protein of 135 amino acids.